CAGGGAAAUUGCCAUAUCACAGCAAGCCAUUUCCAAGUUAGGCGCGAAAGUAUUCGGGGUAUUUUGGUCAUUUUCGAGCUGUAAAUCGAUUCCAAAAUGCCUAGGAUUGAUAACGACAUAAAGUUGGACUUCAAGGAUGUAUUAGUGCGGCCGAAAAGAAGCACUUUAAAGAGCAGAGCCGAUGUUGACCUUCAUCGCAAUUACGUCUUUUGCAACUCCAAGGGAAGUUAUGAAGGGGUUCCCGUCAUCUCGGCUAAUAUGGACACAACUGGGACAUUUGAAAUGGCAAAGGCCCUAGCAAAGUUUAGCUUAUUUACUGCUAUUCACAAGCAUUACACAGUGGAUGAAUGGGUGACAUUCACCAAGGAGAAUCCUGACAUUGCAAAUAAUGUCGCUGUCAGUUCUGGCACGGGUCCCGCUGAUGAGGAAAAGCUCUGUGCUAUCAUCGGUGCCUGCCCGGGGCUCAAGUACAUUUGUUUGGACGUUGCCAACGGAUACUCAGAACAUUUCGUGAACUUUGUCAAACAUGUUCAUGGAAAGUUUCCCAAACAUACCAUUAUGGCUGGAAAUGUUGUGACUGGCGAAAUGGUAGAAGAGCUGAUUCUAGCUGGUGCUGAUAUCAUCAAGGUCGGGAUCGGCCCGGGAUCUGUCUGUACCACGAGGAAGAAGGCUGGGGUAGGCUACCCUCAGUUGAGUGCUGUGAUAGAGUGUGCUGAUGCUGCACAUGGGCUGGGUGGACAUAUCAUUUCGGAUGGUGGCUGUACUUGCCCAGGUGAUGUGGCAAAAGCUUUUGGUGCUGGAGCAGACUUUGUGAUGUUGGGUGGCAUGCUGGCUGGGCACACAGAAUCAGGGGGUGAACUCAUUGAAAGGAAUGGCAAGAGAGUGAAGCUGUUCUAUGGAAUGAGCUCAGCCACUGCUAUGAAGCGACACAAGGGAGGUGUGGCAGAUUACAGAGCUUCAGAAGGCAAAACAGUUGAGAUUGAUUAUCGAGGUGACGUUGAGGCGACCAUUCAGGACGUCCUGGGAGGAUUGCGAUCGACGUGCACCUACGUCGGAGCGGCAAAGCUCAAGGAACUUAGCAAGAGGACGACAUUUAUACGGGUAACACAACAAUUGAAUCCAGUAUUUUCUGCUUUUGAGAAAAAAGAAGAACCAAAGCCAUCGGCAAGUUAGAGAUCUAUAGUCCAUUUCAUGAGAAAAUGCCACUCUGAAAGGAACUUUUGAGUGAAACGUCAUUUCAUCUGCUACUUUUGGAGAAGCGGACUAUACAUGACCAUGAGCAGACUGUUUGAAGCAAAUCACUGACAGCAUUAUUGCAUGCAGUGCCAUUUUUUCAUGAAAUGGGAUAUAGACUUGUUCGAAUCUAUACUUCCAAGUUUAUUUUUUGAAAGCAUGUGAUUGGGUGAUGUUCUUAGGGCUGGAAUAAGGAGGUGAUGUUAGCAAACACAGCUGAUCAAGUUUAUAUGUAAUAAAAGACUGAAAAUAAUCAAUGUGAUUAAAACUGUGCCUUUCUCGCACACCUUAGCUUACAUUUUGAUCAUUCUCCGACUUGUUCCUUCCCAAUGACACAACGUUGGUUGUUUUAACUGUGGCUAAGUGUAUCCUCUCCCCUUUCCAAGAUAAUGUUGUCAAUUAAACGUUACAUGUAAUAUUACUGCCCAUUUCAAAAGGUUAUUUAUUCCUUUUAGAAGCAGACCUGUGUUGAGCUUCAUUAAGUUGCUUAAGAAAAUACCUGUGCCUAAAAAAGCUACCAAAGUCGUUUUUUUGUUUGGGUGGGCUCCAACUACGAGCCAAUGCAUUACGCUGUGCAAUGCAUUACACUGUGCAAGGCAUUACACUGUGCAAUGCAUUACACUGUGCAAUGCAUUACACUGUGCAAUGCAUUACACUGUGCGAUGCAUUACACUGUGCGAUGCAUUACACUGUGCGAUGCAUUACACUGUGCAAUGCAUUGCAGUGCAUGGUGCUUUGUUGUUAAUGUUUCUCUCUUCUCUUAUCAGAGCUCCCCGAUGGACCGGGCAUGAGCUGUCGUGUAAGUAAUGACGGGUUUGUUCAGAUGGCUCAUAACAAAUAAAGGUCUGCAGCUGAAUUGUGCUAGGUACCUGGCAUAGUAUUCACCUCAAUGAAUCUCUUUUUUUUGGAGAAAAAUCUCAAUGUUAUUUUUCAAGUUUUGACCCAAAGUGAGACCUUGUUUGAUGGAUUUUGGAUUUGAUUGAAGCCUUGCCUGUCGAACGUCAGGACAGACCCGUCUCGUGUGUGGUUUUUUGGCACGAAUAGUUUUCCAAUCCUGGCAGCUAGGUCUUGAGACUUCAAGGGUUAACAUGUGCUCUUUCAACCAAUGAGAUCGGCAGAUCAGUUUGUGAGUGUUAACCCUUGAUGUGUCAAGAUGGGCGAAGAAGCUAGUGUGUGCAAAUUCUAGUUUAACAGUGGUGCAUAUAACUUUGACUUUGAAAUAAAAGGUUAAUGAUCAAUCCUGUCAGUGCUGAUGCCACCUGAUGAAACCUCUGUACAUGCACUGCAUUAUUAUGGAUACAUUUGUAUGUAACGUUUCUUGCUUAAACCAAAUUUAUGCUGCAGCUGUGUUACAAAUAGAGUGCUUCCACCUACUAAUUGUUGAAAAUAAUGCGUACGCACUUAACUUAACGUGACAAACAAGUGAUGAUUGCGUGUACUUCUGUCGUCGCCUCCAGUUUGCUAACCCCUGGUUUGUUUUAACGUUGGAUUGUUCAACCCACAAGCCUGUGUUCUUGAACUGUUAGGUAAACUGGUACGAUCACAGCCCCAGUUAUACAUUAUAUCCCAACAGUUUAUAGAAAACAGCUGGCAGUGCGAUCACAGCCCCAGUUAUACAUGAUAUCCGAACAGUUUAUAGAAAACAGCUGGCAGUGCACAUAGUCACACUGGGGCUAUUAUUGUACCAGGGCUGUCUUUUUGCCGUGUUUACCCUCCUAGAAUGUUGAUUUCCUUAGCUUGAUGCCAUGGCUGAACUUGUUAAUCAUACAAUAAACUCUGGUUCAGAAGCUUUAAACACCGAUGACCCUGUAUUUUCAACUAAUGCUUUGUACUUCUGUGUGUAAGGGAGUGUGUCAGAGUGAUAAUGAGGCCAAACAAACCACACUGUUGGUUUCUUCUUAGACCACCUCCCACCCCUAACAAACGGUGUUCAUUUUGUUGGCUUCAAUCAUUUUGACAUGAUCCCCAACCUUGAAGUUGCUUUGUUGUGUUAAUUUGCACUGAGUCUGUUUAACUCCUUCAUACCCACAUACUUCUUAAAAUUCUCCAAACAUUGUAAAGUCUCAUCCCUCUGAGCAGGUGUGUUGGGGUCCAUGCGUGGGCAUGGCCUAACACUAACAAUCUUAUAUUAUGAUGCCCAGAAACUGGCAAUGCCAAUCGUGUUGUAGUCUCAUGUAUUUUUCGAACUCAAAAUGAUCUCAUGUACACAUAUACAUGUAGGCCUACUUGCAUAUUGAUAGGUUUGACUACCAAUUAUUUUGAAUAAUUCAGUGAUAUGAUAUUAAAUUCACAUGUAUUAUAAAGUAUGUGUUCAUAUCUUUCGGCAUUUUAAGCAAAAAUAACAAUCAAAAUACAUUUGUUAGGUAGAUGUUACCUGUUGUUGUUUAAGAUUGAUUAACAUGUUAAUGGUGAUGAAAACUUUAUCAAGGUGAUGAAGUGCAUGAUGUUAAUUGAGUGUUCAUUGUGGUGUGUACAUGUGCGGUUAAAAGGUUGGAGGGUUUAAAUAAACUA
Molecule: messenger RNA, 3744 nt
Organism: Lineus longissimus
Lineage: Eukaryota; Metazoa; Nemertea; Pilidiophora; Heteronemertea; Lineidae
Product: GMP reductase 2-like
Exons: 7
Coding region: 97-1173 (358 amino acids)
Biological process (GO): nucleotide metabolic process
Cellular component (GO): GMP reductase complex
Molecular function (GO): GMP reductase activity
Source: RefSeq, a predicted model, not a curated record